This is a messenger RNA of Prosopis cineraria, 944 nucleotides long. RefSeq names its product photosynthetic NDH subunit of subcomplex B 3, chloroplastic. Gene Ontology annotation, molecular function: 2 iron, 2 sulfur cluster binding. The coding region runs from base 78 to 701 and encodes 207 amino acids. The transcript is spliced from 6 exons. Gene Ontology annotation, cellular component: chloroplast thylakoid membrane. The record is from RefSeq and is a predicted model, not a curated record. NCBI's taxonomy places the organism in Eukaryota, Viridiplantae, Streptophyta, Magnoliopsida, Fabales, Fabaceae. Gene Ontology annotation, biological process: P450-containing electron transport chain.
CAUCUCUGCUGAAGCCAAAUAUCCUUUCUUCGACAUAUUUAAAAAACCAACCUUUUCGUGUCCUCAAUAUAUCAAAAAUGGGACUUCUCAGUCUCCAACUCAGCUCGCACUCUUUAUGCUCCUUAUCACUUUCCCAAAACUUAAAAUGCACCACAAAGCUUAACAAAUCCCUAAACGCCUUCAACUCUAAGCGUCCCAGCUCUGUCAGAACCACAAUUAGAGCUGUUGGCACUGUCCCAGGGAGGGAAUCUCAGGACACUGAACCAGCAGAACCACCCUCUAUUGGAUUUGCAUUUGUCAGUUCUGUUUUGCUUCCAGAUGGAACCCCAGAUGUGCAAUAUCGAACGGCUUGUGGUGGCCAGAAGCUCAGGAAUAUAAUGAUGGAUGCCAACAUUGAUCUGUACGGACCAUAUGCUAGACCUCUCUUGAAUUGUUCAGGAGGUGGAACUUGUGCAACAUGUAUGGUAGAGAUUAUUGAAGGGAAGGAGCUUCUAAGCCCUCGCACUGAUAAAGAGAAUGAAAAACUUAAGAGGAAACCAAAGAAUUGGAGAUUAGCAUGUCAAACUACAGUUGGUCAAGCAGACUCGACAGGGAUGCUUGUGGUUCAACAAUUACCAGAAUGGAAAGGGCAUGAAUGGAAAUAUGAAAAGCUAUCUCUUGAAGAGGCUGAAAAGUUAUUGUCUUCAUAUGAGGCUCAGUAGCAUAAAACAAUUAAGAAAAAUAUUUGAAACGUGUAAGAAAGAGUGGUAGUAUUCUGUUUGAAGGCGCUUCAAUCAAGAAAGAUCAUGAAAUUAUAAAACAAAAGAAUCAGAGGCUUGACAGUUGACACAAUAUUAAGUAGUCCCUCAUCCAUUUGAACUUUGGCUCAAUUAGGGGUAUGGUCGACAAUUCACAUCUGUACUGUCUACCAAUAUUUCUAUAUAGAAUUUUUGAGUUUUCAAGCA